AUAAAACACCGGCUAUUACGCGCAAUUCAAAAGGUUCGUAAAUUUCCAUUGUAAAGUUAAGCGGAAGGCCUCCGAUCAGGCGAUCACCGUACAGUUCAGCAGGCACAGCGAGCAGCGGCAAGCAACAACAUCUGACCGGAGAGCCUUUGACGACGAUGGUGAGUCGGUCUUCUAGUUUUCUUUACCAUUCUAUCGUCAGAAUCCUAAUCCUCCUCAUCGGAACCCAACACGAUCAGUUUCCCUAAUGGCCCAUGUCGAGGAAAGACGAGGGGAACUCUUGCAGCAGUAACUUUGUUCGUGAAAUCUCCCAUCAUAGGAUUCAAAGCUUGAUUCUUUAUUAGGCACUCUUCUAACUCUAGUGGUUGUGUUAGGUAUUGGGGAUUUGGCAAUUCUAAGUCCGCGGCUUGAGACGUAUGACUCGAAAGCAUUUAGCUAAAACCCUAGCAAUUCAGGCUUUUUCUCGUUUCCAUUACCCCCUGUUGUGGGUAUUUCCUGUGUUGCUUCUAUUUGAUACUAUUCCCUUGCCUUAUGUUGUUCAUAGGAUGUUCCUGGUCCCAGGAAUAAAACCAUUUGCAGAGAAGGAAGUGGCGAUGAUGGCGAUAGAAUCAGUUCUCUGCCAAACAAUCUGAUUGAGCACAUCAUGACCUUUCUUCCAUUACGAGAAGCGGCCAAGACUAGUGUCCUGUCAACUGGCUGGAGGCGCAAAUGGGUGAAUAGUCCAUCGCUUGUAUUCGAUGGUCAGUUCUGGAACCCAUACCCAGUUGGGGUGGCUCCUUGGUAUCUAGGUAGUAAUGGGCCAUGGGGUCUAUCCUAUUACCAUCGAGAAACUAAUGUAGAAUGUGUUCACAGUUCUCUGCCACCAUAGGGGACCCUUGAGGGAGUUCUCUCUUUCUAUCCCUCAACUGAGUACCUUUCCUGCUUAUGUUGAUCAGAUUUUGCUUUCCUUGUACGAGAAAUGUAUUGAGAGCUUAUUCAUUUGGAUCAAUGAAUACAAGGUUCCUCGUUGUCUCUUCUCAUUCAGGCAGCUCAAGAAGUUGCGUCUGUACGCCUGCACGUUCACUUCCUCCCAAAUUUCGUUCGAGGAAUUCAAUAUGCUUACUAGCCUUGAACUUAAAUGGAUCAAAUUCCCAAAUGCUCAGCGGGUUUCUUUCAUCAUCAGAUGCCCAUUGCUUUUAACUUUUACUAUGAUUGCUUGUGUCACUGCCAAUGUCACCUAUCUUGAUAUACUGAGCGAAGCACCCAGCCUUAGCUAUUUCAACUGCGUAGGUAGCUUCAGCUCUGUGUGUGUCAAAUACGCUCCGCAUCUCAAAGAUGUUACUGUCCAUCAGACUGCAAGGUUAGUUGAUCCUUCUAAGAGCAAAGAUGAACCCACUAAUUUCAAGAAAUUAUGUGGUGGUUGUCCAGCAAUAGAGCGACUAUGUGUAGCACUUGAGCUCUUCAGGGACUUGGGAACUAAAGAACUGAUUAUUCAACCUGGUCAAGUAUUUAGGUUAAUGAUGCUAAGGGAACUAAGGUUGGGUGAAUUGUGUCUCAGCUGUCCGAGAGAUGUCUGGCGUAGUAUGCUCUUAAUCAUAGUUGCCCCAAACUUGCAAGACCUCAUCAUCACUACCAAGCCAAUGGCAACCCAGUACAUAGCUCUCAACCUGAUAUCUGCCGUACAGAGGGUGUGUGGAAUGACGAAACACAGAGCAAGUAAGCUGGUGAAAGUGGAGAUCAAUCAGUUGCAGGGUGUAAGGACUGAGAUGUGUUUCAUUCAAUGGUUAUUAGCUGCUUCACCUGAGCUUCACAAGAUGGAGAUCAAGUUUUCUCCUAAUUCGCUACCUACUGACCAGGUUCAGACUCUGAGAGAUUUGAAUGGAUUUCAGCGAGCCUCCAGCAAAGCACAAAUCAUAAUAUAGUCACCCUGGUUUCAGUAGAGCCGGGUUUUUUUUUUUCUUUUUCUUCAUAAAUAGUCGAUCAAUAUAGAGUCUACUUAUGGUGGGCAUUGAGUACGUUGUGGUCGCACAGGCAGCUCAUUCUCCUUCAAGGAAUUUGUAGGCAUUUCUGUGCGCUGUCUUUUCUGUUGGAUUGACUUGUGCAUUGUAUAUGUUCCCAAUGUCUACUGCAAGUUCGAGAGUGAUGUGCAUGCCCAGGAAACUUAUGUUUUCUUUGUUAUGAAUUAAGAGAGGGGUUAGGGCAACUACAAGUGUUAACAAGCUUUUCGUUCAACCAUGACAGCCUGCAAGAUUGCCACUUUCAAACUUGAACAGGGGCAAAAUGGUUUCAAAGUGGAGACGGGAGAGAUUGAAGGAAUAUCAGCUAUUACAGUUGACCAUUCCAAAAUCAUUGAAGUCAUAUAUUCCUGAAUAAAUCAUUGCCACAAUG
Messenger RNA from Linum trigynum, 2364 nucleotides. Lineage: Eukaryota; Viridiplantae; Streptophyta; Magnoliopsida; Malpighiales; Linaceae. The record is from the annotation of a GenBank genome assembly.